Messenger RNA from Triticum dicoccoides, 1498 nucleotides. RefSeq names its product mucin-2-like. Lineage: Eukaryota; Viridiplantae; Streptophyta; Magnoliopsida; Poales; Poaceae. Gene Ontology annotation, cellular component: transcription repressor complex. The transcript is spliced from 8 exons. The record is from RefSeq and is a predicted model, not a curated record. The coding region runs from base 43 to 1164 and encodes 373 amino acids.
CCACACCAAACCCCUGUCUCUCGAUCCUCGCGAGUCAGCGCCAUGUCGUCCCCACCACCACAGCGGCCACCAACCACCACCACUGCGCUCCCGCCUACCGCCACGCCCCCUCCUCCGGCCACCGCCUCGCAGCCCCUGCCGCGCGCCUUCCUCGCCACCUACACCGCGCCGCAGCGCGCCGCCAACUCGACCCCCACGCCGCCGCUGCUCUUCACCGGCCGCCCGCUCAACCCUAACCCUAGCCACACCUCCCCCGCGCACGGCAUCCUCUACCCCGUCGCCGCAUCAUCCUCCACCCCCGCCGCCGCCGCGGCGGCGGCGGCGAACCAUCGCCGCGCUCCCCCCACCGGCGUCGCGUACCCGCGCGCCCACGCCGUCGCUGUCCCCGUCACAGCGCCGUCUCAGCAGCCCCAGGUGCCAACGCAGCAGCGGUCCUACGCUGCGGUGCCGCGGGCGGUGGUGGCGGGCGUGACGCCGCGUCCAGAGCACCCUCCCCGAGGGGUUCCAAUAGCCCCGCAUCCUCAGCUCAAGGUUAAUGCUGUUCCAGCUGUUACUCCAUCUCUGGCUGUUACUCCAUCUCCAGCUGUUACUCCAUCUCUAGUUGUUACUCCAUCUCCAGCUGUUACCCCGUCUCCAGCUUUUACUCCAUUUCCUCGGGAGCAUGUCACCACAAAGGAGAGAGAAAGUACCAAAGAAAACGCUUCAACUGUGGUGAUCAAUGACCGCAAAGUUAAUGUGUUAGACAGUGAGUCAGGAUCCUUGUAUGCUCUUUGUCGAUCUUGGCUACGCAAUGGCGUUCCACAUGAAAUUCAGCCAAGCUUUGCUGGAAACGUUGCACCACUUCUUCCAAGACCUUUGCCUGCUUCAGUUGUAGAUUCUAGGAUGUCAGAAAAGGACAAUGAUGUUGAAGAUCAAGUUUCAGAAGAAGAGCAGAGACAUGCCCAAGAAAGGAACACCCUGUGCACCAGAGACGCGAUGGACAGAGCAUUGACCAAUAAUGAUACUAGUGAAUAUACGGCGUCUGACUUGUUGAGAGAGCAUGUAACUCGUGCAAAAAAUAUACGUGCCAAAUUGCGCAAGGAGCGGCAAGUCCGGAUCGAGAGAUACAAGCAGCGCCUUGCACUUCUUUUGCCUCCACCACCACCCCCACCUAGCGAGCCAUGAUGGACUUAUAUACAAACCAACUGAUGAGAUUGGAAGUGCCAUGGCUUCCAUGUUGCCUUUGUGUUGUCAUGUUAAGUUACAGUAGAAGCGGAGACAAUUCCAGAUGUUGUACUGUUACUCUGUUUUAGAAUUUGUUCCAGCCGCCAAAUAAUCAACAUUAAACUUUGCAUCUUUGCUUGGAAUGUUUUUCUUCCGGAGAUUUUAGCAUUUUUCUUUUUGGAACAUUUGCUCCAUGUAAAUGUGUGUCGAGAAUCUUUCUAGACUAACAAUUGAACUAUUUGUAGCAUGGUAUAAUUUCUGCUCUUUAUGUAGUUAUUAGAGUUGUCAUCUGUCA